UCUUAUGGCGAGUUUAUAUCAAGCUACCAACUGUGUAAUACUCAUGAAUUAACGAUUUUUCCAAGUAGUGGUGAAAACGGGACAUAAAGUGGUGAUGUUUUAUUGGCCUUUUAUUCAUUUAUUGCUAAUAAGUGGUGUCAGUAAUAGCAGAUAAGGAUAAAAAUAAUUCUUUUCUUUUUCAAUGUUCUCAAACAAUCAAGAUACUAAUUAAAUCUCGUAUUAUUUAUGUUUCAAAAUUAAUUAGGUAUUCUUAUCAUAAUUGGUUGUUUAAUCUAUCCACAUUCAAUAUCUAUUAUGUCUUAUUUUUGUUCCAUACAAACACGCAUUACUCCAAAUUUUAUCCAAGUUGUGAUUCAACACUGAAAAUCAUUCCGGUAUCAAUUCCUUAUUUAUCAACGAAUGAAUAAAAUUCAAGUCAAGUCACCUCUGCCUGUAACUCUGUAUGACUUUUUAGCAUUCAUGUUGACCACUGGAGGUUCAAAUUCUUUGAAUUUCUGAACUACAACCGUCAAUAUACAAAUGUAGCAUACCCUUUACCGGUAUAGCAAUAUUAGUCCUUUAAAAUGAUGAUACAUUGAAUCCAGUCCAGAUUAAAGAAGAUCACUCAUCAUGAGAUAUUGUCUAAGUGAAACUAAAAAAAAUUAACCUAUUCAUUUUAUAUUGAAAAUUUUUUAUAUCAAACAAGACUGAUAUAUUGUUCUGUACCCUUUAAUAUGGCGCAAUAUACCACUGAAUUUUAUAUUAAUACAGUCAUAAAUUGGAAUGGUAUUAAUUAUAAAAUCAACCUACAUACUCAUCUAGAAAACAUUUUACUGUGAUAGUAAAACCAAUUUGACAUAGUUGAUGAAAAAUAUUCUAUUAAACCAGAUUAAUUGAUAUCAACAUCUCUUGUUUAAGUCAAUCUAUUCAGUUGCCCGGUACGAUUAAACAUGAAUUUGAUCUUAAUUAAUCCUAAAGGAAGAUGAUGACCUGGAUAACGUGAUAGGAAAGUGUGUGUUAAUUGCAAGUGUAAAUAAAAAAUACGCUAAUCUGGUCAGUGGAGUAAACGGAAACGGAAAGCAAAAAGAACAAAAGAAAAGGUGGCGCACGGGCGCAUCGCAGAAGAGGGAUAUUGACAUUUUGGGCUAGGGGCGCUGUUGGGUUUCAAGUCUGCCCUGAUCCUUUCUCCUGGAGUAUCCAUGGCUACGCUCCGAAUAAUUCCGCGCGAAACCGGCGCGCGAAUAAGUCGACAAAUGCAAGAAUAAACGAGUGAUAAAAUACGACCAAAAGUGAAGCAAAAAGCGUAAUCAUGCAACGGAGAAGCUGAUAGCCACCGUCGCUAGCAAUGAUGUGACAAUAAAGAUACCUCUGUUUCUUCUCCGAUCGGAAACUAUAACCGAUCUUCUGUAAUUCUCAGUGCUUCCGAAUACUAAAACAAUUACCUAAUUUACAAGGAAACAUCAAGAAACAUUGAUUCAUUUACGGGCUGGAAACUUAAUGAAUUGUUCUUCAAACUGGUGCCAAAGAAACGUAAAUGAAAUUCAAAAACAAAAGUCAAAAACUAUCUUAGAAACCAAAGAGCCAAAUAAAUUGUGUCAAAGAGUUAAGACAUUGAGAGAAGAAAGACUAACAAUAAGUUGAUUUCAAGACGUGAAAUCAAUAAGUAUUUGUGAAAAACAAAAUUUCAUCAUUAAGAAUAAAAAAUAAACCAAAAUGGGCAAUAAAUUGUCAGCAUGUAGCUGUGCACCUUUAUCAAAAAGAGGCUAUCGUGAUGAAGAUUCACCUUGGCAAAUUGGUGGGCGAACUGGAAUGACUCAAGGUGGUGGUCACAGAGGAGAUUCUGGUCACAUUCUCAGGUGCGGAAGCGUAAUAGAGAAGAGAUUGUGGGCGGAAGUUUUUCACGUGAGUGGAAGUGCUGGAGCUGUUAAGUGGCAGCGAAUCUCUGAAGAUCUUGUUCCUGUAAACAUACGAUGUCUUCAAGAUUCACCUGAAAUGGUCUUCCAUAUUACCGCUUACAAUAGUCAAGUUGAUAAAAUUCUAGAUGUACGACUGGUACAACCUGGUACGAGACUUAUUCAGCUAUCAGAUUUCUUUAUCUACUGGAAGGACACAAUGACUAAUGACACGUGGGGUCUCAACUUUACCGCUGCGAUUGAUGCCACACAGUUCAAAGACUGCUGCUCACGCUCAACGAAGACACCCAGGAAGGCUCCUUCCUCAUAUUCCCUCAAGUUGGAAGCGCCCAACAAGCAAAAGGUCAAACCCCGUAUAAAACCACUUUCAACGCCUGCUUCACCUAGUAGAUCCAAACCUCCUCAGUGCACAUGCAUGGGACCUGAACAGUUGUCAAGAUUCAAUCGCAGUCGUGAUCAGAGAUUUUCUGGUCCUUGCAGCGCUUCAACACUACCAAGAAGUAUGAACCGUUCUUCAGAUGUAGAGAUGACACCAGGACGUGACAAAAUGAUGAGUGCGUUAUCGAAUACAUCGCUAUACGAUAAUGUUAAUGGUACUAUCAAAACAUCUAGUAAAAUGCCCAGUUCUGAUGAUUCAUCUAAACAGAAGGAUAAACAGGGAAAUGAAACGGGUCAACAAACGAAAACUGUUAAUGUUGGCACGGGUACAGCUACGGUUGGAUCUCAGAUUGACAGUCCUGACGAUAAAGGAACAUCCAUUUCUCCAAAUAAAUCACUUAAACGUCAAGACAGUGCGACUCAGCAGAAUGGAAAUGAACGAGAAACUUUAAAAUCUGAAAGUACACAAGCAGGAGGAACUUUAGGCGGUAAAUCAUUACGAAAAGAACAGUUACAUCAUACUAAAUCGGCUGAUUACACAGAACUUGAAUUGCAAAAUGGAAAUUAUUUCAAUAUUGUCAACAACAAUCAUAGUGGCCGAAAAUCUCGAAGUAAAAGUACAGAUGAUAUGAGAAUUGAAAAUUCUCAAAAUAGUGCUGUUAAUAUUGAUUCAAAUACACUGAAAAAAAUGCUCAAACCAAUGUCAAGUAUCGACAGCCCAGCUACUUCGCCUGAAAUGACUCGAAAACGUCAUAGUCACAGUUAUCAUUAUCAUCCCAGUAAUAAUAAUCAAAAGUAUAUUCAACCAGAAGUGGACAAUGAACAUUAUGCUCAUCCUUACAGAAGUCCAUAUAAUAAUAAAUUUCAAGGAUCCAGAAGUGUUCAUGAUAUGGGCCGUCAAUAUCCUGGCGGCAGAGGCAGGAUGUACUUAGAUUUGGAACAUAAUCGGUGCACAGGUGACAUGUCUCCACCAUCAGACAAUGUUAUCUUCGACAAUCAGUGCUAUGCAACGACGCCAAGUUCAUCUAAUGGUAAUUCAGAUAUGGAACAACCCAACCACUGCAACUCACGUCGGUGUAAUGGCCAGACAUAUCAGCAGCAGCAGCAACAGCAGAACAUGCAGUCCAUGCCAACACCUGGCAGCCCAACCAGUCGAUUGCUUUUGGAGUAUGAAAUGCAUUUGAGGAACACUUUGGCCAAAGGAAUGGAUGCAGAGAGCUAUAGCCUUCAUACUUUCGAAGCACUUUUAUCCCAGAGCAUGGAAAAUCUAGAUGAAAAACCUCCAGAAUUUGCGGAAAAUAUCCCCAUAAAUGUUCAACGUUCAUCUCAUCCAUCGCGCAGGCGUUCAAACUCAAGCAAAUCUUCAACUCUACCACUCUCAUAUCGAUACUGCAAUGAAAGACAAAACAGCAAGGAUCGUGAUGGUUACUACAGUGAUCGGAAUGAAAUAAUUCGAGAAAAAAGAGAACGUGAUGCAGAAAGAGAACGUGGAUAUCUCAGUGAUUAUAAUUCAAAAUAUGAUUCAAACCGGUGUUCUACAUGCUUUGGUGAAUCCGCUAGAGCCCAGUGGUUUCGACAUUCUGAUGGAUGGCAAUCUGGUAGUUCAACUUUAGGAUCUCAAACAUCGAAUUCUGUAUAUUUUGGAUAUGGAGGACAUAAAAGAGAAUCUCCUUGGGAUUCUUUACCUUCGUUACGUCAUGAAGGAAGCCUUAACGAUAGUGGAUAUAAAUCCAAUCGAACAGAUUCGUUAGAGCAACGCGGUACCUUUGACCGACAAGAUAGUGUGAGAUCAGAUUACUUAUCUGAUAGAGAGAGUAGGUACGGAAUUGUGCAACAAGCAUCAUUGGAGAGUACCGAUUCAAGACAAUGCUACUUGACUUCAUCAGAGAUGUCUGAUGAUGAUAGAAUGUCAUUAACGACUGCUGUGAGUGAUGAUGAUGAUGGUGAAAGCGUUAUUAAUUCACCAUAUCGUGGGAAACAGACUGGUACUGCUGCUGCAUCAUUCAACUGUACUGGGGCUGUACGAAAAGCAGGAUUCCUCAGUGUAAAAAAGUGGUUGCUUCGUAAAAAACACCAAAUAGAAUUAGCGAGAAAACGUGGAUGGAAAGGCUAUUGGGUUUGUUUAAAAGGCACCACCUUGUUAUUUUAUCCAUGUGAUUCACAUGAAAGCAGAGCUGUAGAAACAGCACCAAAGCAUCUCAUUAUCGUCGAUGGUGCAAUAAUGCAACCAAUUCCUGAGCAUCCAAAGAGGGAUUAUAUAUUCUGUUUAAGUACAGCUUUUGGAGAUGCAUACUUAUUUCAAGCUCCAUGUCAAGUAGAACUCGAGAACUGGGUGAAUAGUAUUCACUCAGCUUGUGCAGCUGCCUUUGCACGGCAUCGUGGUAAAACUGGUACUUUACAUCUCCUUCAAGAAGAGAUCUUCCGGUUGGAAAAAGCUAUUGAGUCUGAUUGCAAGUUGAAACACAUGGCAGAUCUUCAGCAAUCAGUAGUUUCCGAUGUUGACACAAAACAAGAAAUCAAUAGUCAAAUAAUUCAAUGGGAAGAGAAUCUUGAACGACUUCAUUGUGAACAAUUCCGUUUAAGAUGUUAUAUGGCAAGCUUACAAAGUGGUGAAUUACCUAAUCCAAAAAGUCUAUUAACUCAUGUUUCACGAGCUACCAAACAAACUCUCAACAAACUUGGCGUAUUUACAGUUUCUUCUUUCCAUGCAUUCAUUUGUGCACGUAGUCCUUCAUUACUUAAUAAUUUACUAGCUGGCCGUGGUGCUACCAAGAGAAGGCCUCCUCUUUUAUCCAGGUCUAACAGUGGGUCUAGUCGAAGAUCUCUACAAAUGUCUUCUAGGGAUGAUGAAAAGAGUGUAAAAGUCUCUGUUCCAGAAAAUCAGUUCGUAUCAGUUUUUCUUCGAGAUGGAAUGACUGUCGAAGAAUUUUUGGCAAAUGCUUGCAGUAGAAAAGGUCUUAAUCCAAUGGAACACUUUGUAAGAGUAAAGAAACGCCGAGAUAUGGAGGAUCAUAAUUAUUUUGUACCCCACAGAAGUGAUGGAAUAGAAACUUAUUUGCAUACCCAUGAAGUAGUAGAAGUUUGCGCGAAAAUUCUAUAUCAAGUUGAACUACAAAGGAAUACUCUAGAUCAAAUGUGGGGCUUCUCUGUUGAAGCCGAAUUGAUUGAAAAUUCAGAUCGGCAAGAUGAAUUAUGUUGUUACGUCAGUCGUGUCGAAGACAAGAGUGUAGCAAUGCAAAAUGGUAUUAUUAAGAGUGAUGAAAUUAUGGUAAUAAAUGGAGCUAUUGUGAGCGAUCUUGACAUGAUGUACUUGGAAAGUGUAUUACAAGAAGAGCUUGCACUUUGCAUGAUGAUGCGUUCAUCCAGAACAGAACCACCAGAUCUUUCAGGCAUGAUGAGAGUAACAGAUGAUAUUGAAAGUUUGGUGUGUCCUCCACCACCAACCGAUCCUCCAGUAAUUAGUGAAGAAAUGAUUUCGGGAUUAAUUGUUCCUGCUGUUCCAGGAUGGAGUAAAGAGGGAAUAGUGCAAGACUGUACUCCAGGAUCUCAUUUAGAUAGUAAUAAACAAACAUCUCGAACAAAUUCGUUUGAGAUUGAAAAUUUAUUGAAGACUGCCGAACAAGUAACAGGAAUUUGUCGAUCCCCUAGCGAAACUAGAAAAUCUAGCCCAACUGGAAGUGUUGUCAGCUCUCAUUCACAAGUACUUACCCCUAGUAGGCAACUUAGUGAUGCUGAAAAAUUGAAAAAAGUUAUUUGUGAACUUAUUGACACUGAACGAACCUACGUCAAGAAUUUGAAUAAUUUGUUAGAAAAUUAUUUGGAACCACUGAAACGGGAAACUUUCUUGUCUAAUGCUGAAAUAAAUGCCCUUUUUGGCAAUAUUCAAGAAAUUGUCACAUUUCAAAGACAAUUUUUACAAAAUCUCGAUCAUGCUAUUGAAAUGGAAACGAAUUUCAACAAUUUUGACCAUGCAAGUCAAUUCAAGGAUGUCCUUUUUUCUAUUGGAAGUGCCUUCUUACAUUAUGUAAAUCACUUCAAGUUAUACAGCUCAUUUUGUGCUAGUCACUCGAAGGCUCAAAAAGUUUUACAUCCAAAUGAAGGUAACCAAGCGCUACAAGAAUUUUUACAAGCACGAAAUCCACGACAACAACACUCGUCAACUUUAGAAUCAUAUUUAAUUAAACCUAUACAGAGGAUAUUGAAGUAUCCAUUACUUUUGCAACAGUUAAAACAUUUAACAGAUGAACGAAGUGAAGAACAUCAACAUCUAACAGAGGCAUUAAAAGGAAUGGAAAAAGUAGCUGAACAUAUAAAUGAAAUGCAAAGAAUUCAUGAAGAAUAUGGUGCUAUUUUUGAUCAUCUAUUUAGACAACAUCAGAAAUCAUGCAAACAGCCAAUUGACUUAAGUCCAGGUGAUUUACUUUAUUAUGGUGGAGUUGAGUGGCUCAAUAUUUCUGAUUUUCUCGGUAAAAUUAAAAAAGGUCUUGAACUUCACGCUAUGUGUUUUGUAUUUAAAUCAGCUGUUGUAUUUUUGUGUAAAGAACGAUUGCGACAAAAGAAAAAACUUAUGGGUGUUUCUACGAAAACAAAUUCCAAUGAAGUAGAAAUAAUUCGUUAUCAAGUACUCAUUCCUGUGACAGAAGUACAGGUUCGAGCAAGUUCUGCCAAAGACAUGGAGUCCCAUUUCCUUUGGGAAUUAAUUCAUUUACGAAGUCAAUUACAGAGACGGUCAGAGAAAGUUUAUGUUUUAUCAAAUAGUACAACCGAUUUUAGAAAUGCAUUCCUUAAAACUAUUCGCCAAAUAAUACGUGAAUCUGUUAGAAAUAUGAGCAUUCCAUCAACAAAACCAAAUAUAACUCAACCGCCAAUUUCAAUGGCACCACGAAUGUCUACUGGUCAUGUGGAAAAAUUUGAAAAAAUUCAAAGUCAAGGACAAAAUGGAAAUAUGCAAAGUACAACUGGAACACUGUCCAAGAAAGCAGCAAAACAGCAGUUUUUAGCUAAUACGCUGAAUUCAAAAAGAAAACACAGUCAAUCAAAGGUAGUGGAGCAUGAAAAUUCUGAAGACAGAGAUAGUGAAGAUCCUCCUACAAAUCAACCAAUGUCUUUUCGUACUCGCAGUAAAACCAUCAGCGAUACUUCAGGUGAAGUAAAGAUUGAUAUGGAUUCAGGAACAAAAUCAGAAGGGGAAGAAGAUACGCAGGCUUUUUUAGGCGAGAAGAAGACUAAUCUUGGUAGGACACCAAAUCAUCUUACUCUGAGUACGGCUUCAACUAUUUCUGCAGGCAGUACUGGUAGCCAAGCAAGACUUAUACAGUCAUCACAUCAACCUGAGAAUUAUCAACCGAUAACUGUUAAGGAGCUUGGUUCACCGAUUUGGAAGCCGCGGGAACUACCUUCACUCGGGGAGGCCACGACGUUGCCGCGAAAGGGUAAGUCGGCGGGUGAAUACUCUGAUAUAAAUUCGGCCCAUAGCGCCUCCCGAAAGUCAUUAAUAGAAAUCAAUAAUUGUGCUCAACAGUCUAACUUUAAUAAUCACGUUUAACUUGAUACAAAUUCAAUGGAGAUGAUUAAGUAAAAUUAUUAAAAUGGAGAAAAAAAAAAUAGAAUAUUAAUUCAUAUAACAACUAUAUUGAACUUAUAUUUAAAAAUAAUAAAUAAUAAUAUUAUAAAUUAAAAUCACCAAAGUAAUAUUACAUAUUACCAUUCGAUAUUACUUAACUAGAAAGAUAAAUUUUAAAUAGAAUAAUUUUUAUUGCUGUCCGGGCUGCGAUUCAUGAAAUAUCUGGCUUUUCAAUUUUCUACUUCGAUUUAACACUGAAUCUUAUAAUAAAACAACAAAAAAAAAAUGACAAAACGUAUAAAAUUAACGAAAAAUAAUAUACGUAAUAAAGAUAAGGAAUUAUAUACUCAGGUUGUGUGUGUAUAUGACUUGGGUGUAUUAUAAAAUUGAGUAACUAUUUUAAACAAAUUUAUUGAGCAAAGUACAAUAGAUUAUUUUAUAUCUCAUGACUUGUUGCAAAGACUAUCGCAGGAACGAUUAAUAAUCCAUUUAGAUAUAAAAUAAUACCAAUUUCGUUAAUUGUAGAAAAUAGGGAAACAUUACAGGGUUUAAUGACUGUUGUGGUUAUCUUUUGCAAACUUCCAAUUUUCUAAAAUACUGAUUCUUACAUUUUUUUUUUGUUUAAUAAGUUUCUAAAUUCAUCAAUACAAUUUUU
Chelonus insularis is the source of this 8488-nucleotide messenger RNA. RefSeq names its product still life (gene sif). NCBI's taxonomy places the organism in Eukaryota, Metazoa, Arthropoda, Insecta, Hymenoptera, Braconidae. The record is from RefSeq and is a predicted model, not a curated record. Gene Ontology annotation, molecular function: protein binding; guanyl-nucleotide exchange factor activity. The transcript is spliced from 33 exons. The coding region runs from base 1693 to 7815 and encodes 2040 amino acids. Gene Ontology annotation, cellular component: membrane; synapse. Gene Ontology annotation, biological process: small GTPase-mediated signal transduction; activation of GTPase activity; positive regulation of axonogenesis.